UGAUAAUUGGCGUUAAUAGAUUGGGGCGGUGAGAAGUGAGAAGAUAAAAAGAAAACAGGGUUUAGGCUUUGGAAGAGAAAGGCAUGGCAGAGAUUCUAAACCUAGGAGGCCUGCGAAGCCUAAGUACGAGGAAACAGUCAUGGCGUUCGCAUUCCCAAUUGACUAAGCAUGAUUCCGUCAACCAAAACUGGAGUCGUUUGCAGCACAAGCUCAAGUGCAACGGCAGAUUCCUUUGCCUUUUCUCCCACAACAGAAGAGAGGAACAAGCUAGAAAAGCAUUAGAAGGAGCACUAAGUGGGAAGAAAAAUGAAUUUGACAAGUGGGACAAGGAAAUUAAAAGAAGAGAAGAGCUGGGAGGUGGAGGUGACACUGGUGGAGGUGGUUGGUUUGGGUGGGGUAGAAGGUUUGGCUGGUCCAAUGAUGAUAAUUUUUGGCAAGAAGCAAAACAAGCUGGUCUUACUAUACUUGGUCUCAUUUUAGUAUAUCUCCUAGUUGCGAAAGGUGAUUUGCUCCUUGCUGUAAUCUUCAAUCCGUUGCUAUAUACACUUAGGGGAGUGAGAAAUGGAUUUAGUUUUGUAACAUCAAAAGUCUUGAAAAAUACUUCUACCAGCAAUGAGCCUGAUUUUGAUGGACUUUCAAAGAAGAGUGCUUAUAAGCAUAUUUCUGCCAAGGAGAAUGUUGUAAGAAAAUGGGGUAGUGACUAAUGAGUAAUUCGCCUUUUAAAGGUUUGUCAUUAGCCCGGUUAUGCGGAAUGUUAUUUAUACUACUCUUAAUUCAUUCAAGAUCACCUUUGCUCCAUACAAAUCUUACUGCGGCGAUUUUUGUUGCAACUCAGUUUGUUUAUUUCCUUUACACCUGAACAAUAGUUAAUUAUUGUUUCCUCUUUUGUUAUCUUGAGAAGUAAUUAGAGUUAAAAAAAUGCUCCUUCACAA
Molecule: messenger RNA, 932 nt
Organism: Cajanus cajan (pigeon pea)
Lineage: Eukaryota; Viridiplantae; Streptophyta; Magnoliopsida; Fabales; Fabaceae
Product: sulfate adenylyltransferase subunit
Source: RefSeq, a predicted model, not a curated record